Molecule: messenger RNA, 1663 nt
Organism: Cyprinus carpio (common carp)
Lineage: Eukaryota; Metazoa; Chordata; Actinopteri; Cypriniformes; Cyprinidae
Gene: urp2
Product: urotensin II-related peptide
Biological process (GO): blood vessel diameter maintenance; regulation of blood pressure
Cellular component (GO): extracellular region
Molecular function (GO): hormone activity
Source: RefSeq, a predicted model, not a curated record
UGCAUUGGCACACAUAUCAGACGUCGUCCGGAUUCGGGAUGGCCCUUUUGACCCCGUCGAGGACUGGACAAAGUCAUCGGGUGCGCUGCUGUGUAAGCAGUGAUAAGGCACUUCUUAAUGUGUUUGCACAGGGGCCGGAGUAAAAAGGGCCUCUGACGCAGAAGGGCCCACAGCCUGCCGCCGCCUUCACAAUGGAGACCCCAACGCCAAACACGGCCCCAAAUGUCACGCCACGCCUGGACAUGGCAGGGAGGGAUGAGCGGCCUGAUUGGACGGUGUCAGUGUGGGUGUCUCGUUUUAAAAGGCCCGGUGGAUGUGGUGUGACCGUAGAGGAAGCGCGGCGUAAAAUACUGUAAAGUGCAACACACUUGACAAGCCUUCUCAUCUUAGAGGCGCAUCAGUGCAAAAGAGAUUUUAAGAGAAUCAUUUAGCUCUCAUUCACAGCUGGACGGUCUCACCUUCAGGUCACUGAGAUGUAUAAGGUGGGCAUGUUGAAACUAUUGACCACAGUUGCUCUGCUGACUGUUGCUUCGGUGUUGGAUGCUGCUCCGCUGAUGCCUAGAGAACCAGAUGCUUUUGGAGAACCAGCUGAUGGAGAUCCACAGAGGAAUAUUGAGGAAAAUGCAGCACAAGCGACGAGGAUUUUCGAGAAGCUACUGAAGACCAGACCAAUGACGACAUUUCCAGACGGAGAUGGAAAAACCGUAGCGAUGAAAGCAUUAGAUGAAAUAAUUACAGUGACAAGUAGCCCAAAUAUCAGAGACAAAACCUUAGACACGGGUGCCAAUAAUCCAUUAAAGACACUAACACUUCUUUCUGAUGGACACGAGGAGAUUGGUGAUGGAUCUCUGAGGAUUGACCGCAUGACCAGUUCACCUGAUUCCCAGCGGCAAGAGGAGAAGGACAGACUGUUCAGACUGUCCAAGCUGAUUGAUUCACACGAGCACAGCGACGCUCCGUCAGCAGCCGAACAAUCAGAGCUGGGGAAGAUGCUGAGUGCACUUGAAGAGCUUCACAAGUUAAUGAACAGCACACUGAGCCAUCGAAUCACCUUCAUAACCAGAGGAAAUAGCAACGGACGAAGUACUGGGAAGAAGAACAAAAUGCCAGUUACAGAUGGAAACAUGAAAUCCACCACAGCGACCACUAUAGACAGCGGUGAGAUUUCACCGAAGGCCAGCACUGACCAGAUGGAUCCCAAACUCAGCGGAAAAGCCAUUAAAAAGUCUCUUCCAUCAGCUAAGAAAACCAACAAGCGAGUGUGCUUCUGGAAGUACUGCUCUCAGAACUGAGAUGAGCUGCUCAUUUCUCUCUCAUUACACCAAGCAACAAAUCCUGUUCUCAAACAGAGAUGCUUAAAGUCUUCUCAAAGGAUCAUCAGUAACACGACUGACCCCUCUGACCUCUGUGACGUGUGUACCUUUGACUUUGUGCACGAAAUGCUCUUAACCUUCCGUCUACAACAUCUUCGUUGUUGCAAGCUCCAAUAAAACUGACAAAGCAUGCAAAAAAAUACUGUGAUAAUAAAGAGAACUUUAUUUUUCUACAGAUAUCUCUCGGUGAUCAUUGCAAAAUAAGACGUGCGUCACUGUACUAGCGUUUGCUCAAACGUAGAGGUCACUAUGGUGAUGAUGAGGUGGCAAGUCGACUAGAAAGACAAGCU